Messenger RNA from Chanos chanos (milkfish), 940 nucleotides. It is a transcript of the gene zmynd19, whose product is annotated as zinc finger, MYND-type containing 19. Gene Ontology annotation, cellular component: membrane; cytoplasm; synapse. Bases 114 to 797 code for a protein of 227 amino acids. The record is from RefSeq and is a predicted model, not a curated record. NCBI's taxonomy places the organism in Eukaryota, Metazoa, Chordata, Actinopteri, Gonorynchiformes, Chanidae. The transcript has 6 exons.
AAUAAACCAAAACUUGGAGCAAACUCGGGGUUUGGGGCUGCCCGAAUUUGUUUUGAGCAAUAGUGCUGUCUUACCUGAUUUUACCUUUCGCCCCAUACCUGACAGCUCCUCUAAUGUCGGAUUUCAAGCUCGGGAUUGUUCGACUUGGCCGUGUGGCCGGGAAGACAAAGUACACUCUGAUUGAUGAGCAGGACAUACCCUUGGUAGAAAACUAUGCCUUUGAGGCACGCAUGGAGGUAGAUGCAGAUGGCAAUGGUGCAAAAAUCUUUGCUUAUGCCUUUGACAUCAGCAAAGGCCGUUGGGCUGGUCGACCACUGCACGAACUGCUUUGGGAGAAGCACAGAGGUGGGAUUGCUCCAAGCUUCCAGGUAGUCCACAUAAACUCAGUUACUGUAGACAACCGCCUUGACAACCUGCGCCUGGUUCAUGUCGGCUGGAGUCCUAAACCAGAGGAGCUGUCUAGCAAACAAAGAGAGCAGUCCCUUUAUUGGCUGGCCAUCCAGCAGGUGCCAGCAGACCCAGUGGAGGAGCAGUACUUGGAGCUGAGUCGUACGCGCUACUACAAUGCUAACGGAGAGCUGGUGGAGGAGGAGGAGUGUUCCUGUACCUACUAUGAGUGUCACUACCCCCCCUGCUCACUCAUCGAGAAGAGAUUGCGAGAGUUUAACAUUUGUGGACGGUGCCAGGUGGCGCGUUACUGUGGCUCCCAGUGUCAGCAGAGAGACUGGCCCGCCCAUAAAAAGCAGUGUCGCGAACGGAAACGGGCUCUGGCCCUGGAGUCGGAGCCUGAACGAUGAUCCUCCAGAACCCCGUGUUUAGGGGUCUUGGGAUGGGGAUGUGGGGUGAGAUGGAUGGAUCUGAAGUGCAAAAAAAAAUCCUCUGACAGACUAAUAUGAUGAGGGACAGUGUUAGUAGGUGAAAAGUGUCUGUUUCAAAAAAC